AUGACCCCACUCCACAUCUGUGCUGUGGACGGCUACAGCCAGCUAGCCACGCUCCUGCUGUCCUAUCACGCGGACCCCGAGAUCAAAGACAAGGUUGGGAGAACACCGCUCUACAGGGCUGUUGAGCAUAGGAAAAUAGAAGUUAUAUUGGCUUUAAUUAAAGGGGGAGCGGACUUGAACACCACAGACCAGAAUCAGGAGACGCCGCUGAUCAUGGCCUGCAGAAAAGGUUUUGAAGAUGUUGUCAAGUUUCUGUUAGACAACGGCGCGGACCUUACGGUGAAAAACUUCAUCAGCAAUAACUGCCUGCACGUCGCCGCUAAAGAAAAUCGUCUCGAGGUCUUUAAAUUAUUACUUGAGAAAAGUGAUAGAAAACUUUUAUCAGCGCUGGACAUAUUUGACCAGACUGUGUUCCAUCAUGCCGCCAGACAAAAGGACAUUCGAUUAAUAGACCAGCUCAUCUACAGGGGUUGUUGCCCAGAAACACAGGACGCUCUGGGAUCUACUCCACUUCAUGUGGCAGCUAAGUACGGCAGCUACGAGACCGUGAAGCGUCUAGCCGGGGUGGUCAGUGACAUCAAUGUGCAGAAUUACGACAGCAAGAGCGCUUUCUUCUGUGCUUGCGAGAUAGGGAACAGGGAAACCAUCUCAGCUCUGAUUAGCUGCGGAGCUAACGUAAAGGAUGCAGACAUCCAGUUCAGGGAUACCAUGAUUGUUGCCGCUAUGGGAGGGUUUACCGAUAUCGUUCGUGACCUCAUUGAACUGGGGGUUCAAGUCAAUAGCAGGGACAUGGAGAAAAACACGCCUCUACAUCUUGCCUGUGACAACGGCCACGCCUCUACAGUCAAGGUCCUGUUGGAGCACCAGGCUAGCGUGACAGCCGUCAACAUCCACGGCAAGAGCCCCCUACACGUGGCUGUUGAUAAAAAGAAGACUGAGAUUGCAGUUCUGAUGAUGGAGCACGCUAGCUGGGAGGGGAGCCUGUCUGUGAGGGACGGAGAUGGGUUUACGUGUAUGGACAAGAUGAUCGCCAACACACCCGAGGCUGUCAAGAUUGUUCUAGACAAGUGCGUGAAAAGGUCAAAGCAUGACCCAACAGAAGAGAAUUACACUAUUGAGUUUAACUACCGCUACAUUGACCCUGGACCUAGAGAUCCCAUGUCCAGAAAAAACAACUAUAACGCCAUUUUAAAAAUGUUGGCUCAUGAGAGGGAGGAGCUGUUGUCACAUUUGCUUUGUCAGAGUCUGUUGGCCUACAAAUGGCGAUGUUUUGGGAGAUUUACUUUCGCCGUGGACAUCUCCAUACAGACUGGGUUCGCUUUGUUGCUGACCAUUUUUUACGUGGUCAUGAUCAAACCGAACCAGGAGGAUUAUACCUGCAGCUGGACUAACGACACUAGCAACAACAGCAAUGAGGAGGCCUAUCCACACGGCCCCCAGUACAGACACAGAUUUAUGUAUGCUUUACAAUAUGCUAUUUAUGGCUUCCUUUUGGCCCUUUUCUUCAAGGAGAUGAAAAAUGCCAUAUCAGUGGGCUGCAGGUACGUUUUAUCUCCUCCUUUCUUCAUGACCAAUAUUGCCGUUAUACUUGUCGCGUUCAGCAUUCUCCCACCGGGGUUUGAACCCUGCGAUGCCCAGUGGAGAUCGUUUGCCUAUGCUACAUUGAUAUUUCUUUUGAGGGAGACAAUCAUGAUACAAAGAUUCGAGACUGUUGGUUUAUACUUUACAAUGUUCUUUGAAGUAUUUAAAACGAUGUUGAAGAUCUUUAUUUUGAUGCUGUUUUUCAUCGUUGCCUGGACUGUCCCACUGUCAAUAAUGUUAAGACAAGAUGGUUAUGAUGGGGCCUACGCGCUGUUGUCGACCCUGGCCAUGACAGUUGGAGAACUCAAUUUCAGGGAUAAUUUCAUCAGGGGAGACAACACACCAUUCACUUAUGAUCUCUAUGGGUUGUUUCCCUUCUUCUGUAUCCUUAUGAAUCUGUCUUUGAUGAAUCUGAUGGUGGGUGUCGCUGUAGGUGAUAUCUCAAAGGUAGAGAAAAGAGCUUACCUAACUCGCCUACGUACCCAGGUGUCCUACCUACUUCACGCAGAGAUCCUGCCAACAAUGAGACUACGAGAAUGGCUCCACAGCAGCAAACUUGUUGUACAACCUAACGCACGGCCUAGCACUAAAUGGGACCGGGUUAAGCGAAGAUUUCUAAACGAGGAAAAAAUAUAUUUCAUAAAAAAUAAAGUAAAAGAGAAGGAACUAGGGGAGACAAGAGUUGACAUUCACAAAGAGAUGGAGAACCAAAGGAAAAAAAUUGACAACUUGACCGUCAUGAUGCAGUCAGCCAUGGAGGUACUGACCAGGUUAAAUCAAGUUGUACUCAAUAGGCAGCUCUCCGACUAGUCGCUGAAUGUAAAACAUGAACACAAUGUAUUUGAACAGGAUUUACUUGUAAAAUAUAAGAAAACAUGAACACAAUAUA
Messenger RNA from Physella acuta, 2470 nucleotides. Its product is annotated as transient receptor potential cation channel subfamily A member 1. Gene Ontology annotation, biological process: monoatomic ion transmembrane transport; proteolysis. Gene Ontology annotation, molecular function: aspartic-type endopeptidase activity; protein binding; monoatomic ion channel activity. Lineage: Eukaryota; Metazoa; Mollusca; Gastropoda; Physidae. The record is from RefSeq and is a predicted model, not a curated record. Gene Ontology annotation, cellular component: transmembrane transporter complex; membrane.